This is a messenger RNA of Jaculus jaculus (lesser Egyptian jerboa), 2780 nucleotides long. RefSeq names its product CDKN1A interacting zinc finger protein 1 (gene Ciz1). Lineage: Eukaryota; Metazoa; Chordata; Mammalia; Rodentia; Dipodidae. Bases 283 to 2649 code for a protein of 788 amino acids. Gene Ontology annotation, molecular function: nucleic acid binding; zinc ion binding. The transcript has 18 exons. Gene Ontology annotation, cellular component: nucleus. The record is from RefSeq and is a predicted model, not a curated record.
CGUCCAGGCCCAGCCGAGCUGCGGGGAGCCCCUGAGCCCGCGAGCCCCAGGCGCCAGGUCCGCGCUAGGCUUUCGCGCCUCCCACCUUGGUGGGGACACAAAAUUGUUCGGAGGCGCGGGAGCAGCCUGCGCGGUGCCCGCCGCCAAAGACGCACAGGGAGGAUUGGCAGCUGGCCUGCAAGGACUGGAAGCACCUGGGCGAAUGCAGCAUGCUCUGGGCCAGGGCUGGGGCUGUUCUUGUGCAGUUCGGCUGCAGUGUUUGUAGCUGUAGACUGGGCCACCAUGUUCAACCAGCAACAGCAGCAGCAAUUACAGCAGCUGCAGCAGCAAUUGCAGCUCCAGCAGCUGCUCCAGCAAUCCCCCCCACAGGCCUCAUUGCCCAUGCCUGUCAGUCGAGGCUUCCCCCAGCAGUCACCCCAGCAGCAGCUUCUGAAUCUCCAGGGCACCCCCUCGGUCUCCCUGCUCAAUGGCUCCAUGCUGCAAAGGGCUUUGCUUCUUCAGCAGUUGCAAGGACUGGACCAGUUUGCAAUGCCACCAGCCAUGUAUGACGGUGCCGGCCUCACCAUGCCUACGGCAAUGUUGGGUGGCCUCCGCACCUACAACAUGGCAACCCCGAGCCUAGCAGCUCCCAGCCUUACACCACCGCAGUUGACCCCUCCAAAUCUGCAACAGUUCUUCCCCCAGGCCACUCGCCAGUCCUUGCUGGGCCCCCCACCUGUUGGAGUCCCUAUGAACCCUUCCCAACUUAACCACUCAGGGAGGAACCCGCAGAAGCAAGCCCGAGCCUUUCCCACCAUCCCCAGUCGCAAGGACUCUUCUUCCCAGACGGUGCCUGAGGAAGACGGCACAGACCCCUCAGGGGGGUCUGAGGACAUUGCAGAGCCCCGAAUGGACACACGUGAUGACCAGAAUUUACCUAUCUGCCCAGAUGGCAUCGUGAGCAAGACGUAUACCUCAGUGCCUAAUCCCGAACCUUGUGAGGAGUCCGAACCACCAGCCAAGAGAUGGAAGAGCUCAGAGGAGUCCACACAAAAGGGGCUUCCAGGGCAGCCGCAGGCCAAGGCCCAGCCACAGACCCGGAUGACAGUACCGAAGCAGACACAGACGCCGGAGAUGCUGCCAGAGCCGCCCAGAGCCCAAGCACUGCCGUGUGUCCAGCCCCAGGUGCAGCCACAGAUGCCUACGGCGGACACUCAGGUGCAAAACAAGCUGCAGAAGCAGGUCCAGACACAGACUUAUCCACAGGUAUACACCCAAGCACAGCCACAGGAACAGCCCUCGGGACAGGUGCCAGAGCAGCCACUGGGGCAGACCCAGCCCCAGGGCCAGUUGCAGGAAUCAGUGCCCACACCAGAGCAAGAGCCCGUUGCAGCUCAGGCCACAGAACUGGAGACACCACCUCACAUUGCAGAAGCUGGGGAAGGCCUGGAAGAGGCCUCACUGGAGCCAGUGAGUGACCAGGUCAGCGAGGACACGAGCCAGGAGGAGUCAUCUGGUGGCCUGGAUGUGGGAGAAUGUGAAAAAAGAGCAAGAGAGAUGCUUGGGAUGUGGGGUGCUGGGGGCUCCCUGAAGGUCACCAUCUUGCAGAGCAGCAACAGCCGGGCUUUUAACACUGCAACCCCCCUCACGCCUGGACCGCGACCUGGUGACUCUGCGCCUGCCACCCCUGCCGCCGCCAGCAUGCUCUCCAAGCAGCCCCUGCAGUUCUUCUGUUAUAUCUGCAAAGCCAGCUGCAGCAGCCAGCAGGAAUUCCAGGACCACCUGUCGGAGGCUCAGCACCAGCAGCGGCUAGGGGAAAUGCAGCACUCGAACCAGGCCUGCUUGCUGUCCCUGCUGCCCAUGCCCCGGGAUGUGCUGGAGAGGGAGGCUGAAGACCCUCCACUGAGGCGCUGGUGCAACACCUGCCAGGUGUACUACAUGGGAGACCUGAUUCAGCACCGCAGGACACAGGAGCACAAGAUGGCCAAACAGUCCCUACGACCCUUCUGCACUAUAUGCAACCGCUACUUCAAGACCCCCCGCAAGUUUGUGGAGCAUGUGAAAUCUCAGGGACAUAAGGACAAGGCCAAGGAGUUGAAGACGCUCGAGAAGGAGACAGCCAGCCCAGAUGAGGACCACUUCAUCACAGUGGAUGCUGUUGGUUGUUUUGAGGGUGAUGAAAAUGAGGACGAGGAUGAGGAUGAAGAAGAGAUUGAGGUGGAGGAGGAGUUUUGCAAGCAGAUGAGGUCCCAUGACUUAUCCCGAGAGCAGUGGAAGGGCUCAGAGACUUACAACUCCAACACUGCAUAUGGUGUGGACUUCCUGGUGCCUGUGAUGGGCUAUGUCUGCCGGGUCUGUCACAAGUUCUACGAUGACAACUCAGGGGCACAGCUCUCCCAUUGCAAGUCCUUGGCCCACUUUGAGAACCUGCAGAAAUACAAAGCAGCCAAGAGCUCUGGUCCCACCACCCGGCCCAAGGGUCGCAGGUGUGCCAUCAAUGCCCGCAACGCCUUGACUGCGCUGUUCACCACCAACAGGGGCAGUGGUUGCCAGCCAGCCAGCCAGUCCAGCCCUCAGGACUCAGCAAAACCCCCCGGCAAGGUGAAGCCCCAGGUCCCCAGCACCCUAUGUCCCUGUCCCCCUCGGCGCUCGUCCCGUCUCAAAACCUGAUAGAGGGAGCUCCAGGCACCCAAGCCUGGCCAGACUUGCUACAGCUUUCUAGGUGUGUGUGUGUGUGUGUGUGUAAAUGUUCUCAUGAUUGGUGUUUUUACUCAAAAUCCAAUAAAAGAAGUUCAUUUGGC